AUGAAUAGGAUCACCGUUGUGAUCGCUAUUGUCGAAGCUGUGUACACGUUUCCUGUAUGGAAUCCCGCGGAUGGAGUUGGACCUGUAAUUCCACAACAGCUCGGAGCUACAGGAGAAAGUCAUGGCAAUCCAGGUGGCCUGCAAGUGGGACCAGGACCUGUCAUAAUUCCAGAAGGAGAAAGUAAUGGCAAUCCAGGUGGCCUGCAAGUGGGACCAGGACCUGUCAUAAUUCCAGGAGAAAGUAAUGGCAAUCCAGGUGGCCUGCAAGUGGGACCAGGACCUGUCAUAAUUCCAGGAGAAAGUAAUGGCAAUCCAGGUGGCCUGCAAGUGGGACCAGGACCUGUCAUAAUUCCAGGAGAAAGUAAUGGCAAUCCAGGUGGCCUGCAAGUGGGACCAGGACCUGUCAUAAUUCCAGAAGGAGAAAGUAAUGGCAAUCCAGGUGGCCUGCAAGUGGGACCAGGACCUGUCAUAAUUCCAGGAGAAAGUAAUGGCAAUCCAGGUGGCCUGCAAGUGGGACCAGGACCUGUCAUAAUUCCAGAAGGAGAAAGUAAUGGCAAUCCAGGUGGCCUGCAAGUGGGACCAGGACCUGUCAUAAUUCCAGGAGAAAGUAAUGGCAAUCCAGGUGGCCUGCAAGUGGGACCAGGACCUGUCAUAAUUCCAGGAGAAAGUAAUGACAAUCCAGGUGGCCUGCAAGUGGGACCAGGACCUGUCAUAAUUCCAGGAGAAAGUAAUGACAAUCCAGGUGGCCUGCAAGUGGGACCAGGACCUGUCAUAAUUCCAG
Messenger RNA from Ostertagia ostertagi, 781 nucleotides. The record is from the annotation of a GenBank genome assembly. Lineage: Eukaryota; Metazoa; Nematoda; Chromadorea; Rhabditida; Trichostrongylidae.